This is a messenger RNA of Prunus armeniaca (apricot), 1269 nucleotides long. NCBI's taxonomy places the organism in Eukaryota, Viridiplantae, Streptophyta, Magnoliopsida, Rosales, Rosaceae. The record is from the annotation of a GenBank genome assembly.
AUGCGAAGCUUAUUCGGAGCUACCCAAACUCUGAGCAAAUCGUCCGCUUUCUUCUUCCUCAGCUCAAAUUCGAAGCUCUCUCUGUGCAAAGCCUCCAAAGCCCCUCUCCUUCUCCGAACAUUUGCGAUCAUGGCCAGCGCCGAUGAGUUCGUCAAGGGUAGCGUUCACCCAAACGGCGUCGCUGUCAUCACGCUCGAUCGCCCCAGAGCUCUCAACGCCAUGAACAUAGAUAUGGAUGUUAAAUACAAAAGCCAUCUGGAUGAAUGGGAAUCAGACCCAAAUGUGAAGUGCGUUUUGGUUGAUAGCAGCUCAGCUCGUGCGUUUUGUGCGGGAAUGGAUAUUAAAGGGGUUGUUGCUGAAAUCCAAAAGGACAAAAACACACCUCUUGUGCCGAAGGUAUUCACUGCUGAGUAUUCUCUGAUAUGCAAAAUCUCUGAGUACAAGAAGCCCUAUGUAAGUUUCAUGGACGGCAUUACAAUGGGAUUUGGAGUUGGCCUAUCAGGUCAUGGUCGCUACCGGAUCAUUACAGAGAGGACUCUUGUUGCUAUGCCAGAAAAUGGAAUUGGUUUGUUCCCAGAUGUUGGGUUUUCACAUAUAGCGGCUAAGAGUCCAGGAGGAGGAUCUGUUGGUGCUUAUCUUGGACUGACUGGGAAAAGGAUUUCAACACCAUCAGAUGCACUAUAUGUAGGCCUCGGGACACAUUUUGUGCCAUCUCAAAACUUAGGUUUACUAAAGGAGGCCCUUUUGUCAACCAACUUUUCCCAAGAUCCACAUCAGGAUAUUGAAACCACUUUGGGGAAAUUCAGCAGCAACCCUGAUUCUGAAGCCCAAUUAAGGUUGCUUUUGCCUCAAAUAACUUCAGCAUUUGGUGCAAAUAAGUCAGUUCUUGAGACAAUUGAUGAACUUAAAAAGCAUCAACAGAGUUCAGAUGCUACUGUGGUGGAGUGGGCUAAUGAAGCUCUUCAAGGUCUUGGAAAGGGUGCUCCCUUUUCACUUUACUUGACACAAAAGUAUUUCUCCAGAGUUGCAUCUGCACUGGGGAAAAAUGACAAUCAAUUAUCCACAUUAAGUGGUGUGAUGAAAACUGAAUAUCGCAUCGCCUUAAGAUCGUCUUUGCGGAAUGACUUUGCCGAAGGUGUGCGGGCUGUUUUGGUGGACAAGGACCAGAAUCCGAAGUGGAACCCGUCAAAGUUAGAGGAGGUUAAUGAGAGUGAAGUGGAAGCUCUGUUCGAACCAUUGAGCCCAAACGUUGGGGAGUUGAGUGUGUGA